Orbilia oligospora ATCC 24927 is the source of this 324-nucleotide messenger RNA. RefSeq lists its product as uncharacterized. NCBI's taxonomy places the organism in Eukaryota, Fungi, Ascomycota, Orbiliomycetes, Orbiliales, Orbiliaceae. The transcript is spliced from 2 exons. Bases 1 to 324 code for a protein of 107 amino acids. The record is from RefSeq and is a predicted model, not a curated record.
AUGGCUCCUACAACUAGUUCUGCUACUUCUGUCGCCAAAUCUGGCCCUGGUCGCAAGAAGAAGCCAACUACCCCAACUGAACCUACUCGCCGUUCGACGCGCGCUGUCGUUCCUCGUACUAUCUUUUCAUCAGGUGUCACUAAGCCAAAGGCUGCACCGAAGAAGAGGAAGCCAGCAGCUGCUGUUAAGGAGAAGGUUGUCGCUGCUGUGAAGAAGGCGAAGACCACUGUUACGAAGAAGAAGCCGGGUCCCAAGCCUAGUGCUGCUAAGAAAACAAAGGCUGCUGACGCAAAGGUCACCAAGAAGACCAAAACAAAGGCUUGA